Molecule: messenger RNA, 558 nt
Organism: Trypanosoma grayi
Lineage: Eukaryota; Euglenozoa; Kinetoplastea; Trypanosomatida; Trypanosomatidae
Exons: 1
Coding region: 1-558 (185 amino acids)
Source: RefSeq, a predicted model, not a curated record
AUGCUGCGUGGUGCCACAAAGACUCUGCGUUAUGUGCACCCCACCGUUGUUGUGCUGAACUUUUUCCCUCUAGGAAUGUGCAGCGGGCCCGUGAAUGCGCACGUGUUCCUCCCGAGUAACAAUUUCGACGGUGGCACAACACACCACAUGAAGAAGAUACAGGGACAAACGAAAGACCCUCAGCUCGUCCCGUCACGUGAUGAUCUAAAACUGCGCUGCGAGUACUGUCGCUUCCAGUGGAUUCAUGACACGCUGUGUGUUCGCUGUCCUGCGCAGCCCGUGCAUAAUCAGCGUGAGAUGUGGUUGCAGCCGACAUGGAUGUGGGGUAAGCAGCAGCCGUACCAUUACUACAAGUAUAUGCCGGCGGUACGCAACCCCAGGACGGGGAUGCCGUUGGCGCGUGAGGAUGCGUCGGGCAUGAACAACGAGCGACGUUCGCAGGGGCUUACCACGAGGACGCUCAAUAUCGAGAAGGAGAGGCGUGGCAUCUCAAGGGCGGUGUGCAAGAUUGGAAAAUACAAUACCCGCUGGCAGACACGUUUCCCGUUCCCCAUGUAG